This is a messenger RNA of Umbelopsis ramanniana AG, 1816 nucleotides long. RefSeq lists its product as uncharacterized. Gene Ontology annotation, cellular component: nucleus. Gene Ontology annotation, biological process: regulation of transcription by RNA polymerase II. Lineage: Eukaryota; Fungi; Mucoromycota; Umbelopsidomycetes; Umbelopsidales; Umbelopsidaceae. The transcript has 7 exons. Gene Ontology annotation, molecular function: DNA-binding transcription activator activity, RNA polymerase II-specific; RNA polymerase II cis-regulatory region sequence-specific DNA binding. The coding region runs from base 352 to 1623 and encodes 423 amino acids. The record is from RefSeq and is a predicted model, not a curated record.
AUUUAACUUCAUUGAAAAAUAUAAGGAAAAAUGUGAGUAGAAGGCCACGUAAAAGCAUUCAAUAUCGAGCAGACUGCAAAAUACUUCCUGUCAAUGCCCGACAUGGUUUCGUCAUGAAAAUUUAUUUAUAUGGGGCAUAUAAUAGCGACUCAGAAAGAUUUUCAACAAACCAAUGAACUUAUACUUUAAAGUCUAUCGCUCAAGCUGUUGGUUGUGUCUCUUAGUCAAUGUCUUAACUAGUCCGAGGUUGGCACCCCUUGUUCUCCUUACGUACCUCUAUAUGACUGAAUUUCAACUCUAUGUUUACUAGCAUAUCUCCCUCUUCUCCAUUUCUCUUUCUUUUUUCAGUUUAUGUUGUACACAGACGAUUCCCGCACGCAAUUUCCUCCGUCACCAAAUCCUUUUGUUCCCAGUAGUUCAUCCGACUCCAGAUCGUUUUCUUCUUUCCACCCCCGGUUUGACGUGUCGCUUGAAGCUCCUACGGCCAUUGCUCUCCAAGAUGACGACGUUCCUUUGACUUAUAUCAAUCGAGGCCAAUACUAUAUAAUAACCUUGAAUGACAGACAAGAGUUUGAUGGUGAUAUCGAAACGACAGUGAUUCUUGCUUUCCACGACCAGCAGCAUCGACGGGUGGCGACGAGUUUUUGGAAAUUUUGGCUGGGUCAGCAACCAACUACAAGCAGUCCCAGAGCCAUCGAUAUUGAUCAAGAACAUAGUCAAGGAACCUACGGUAUUGCCCUUCGCAGCUUCGAUCGCAUAUCUUUUAACUGGAGAGGCAAAAAUGGCGCAAGAGUAUUCCUUCGCUUCAAUUGUCUCUCCACGGAUUUUUCCCGGAUCAAAGGUGUCAAAGGUAUCCCUCUGCGUAUCCAUGUGGAAAGUCGAGUCGUCGAUGAACCCGGAAACAAAGUUGAAAAGUGUAUCUGUCGAGUAAGAAUUUUUCGCGACAAGGGAGCUCAAAGAAAACUGAAGGAUGAAAGGAAACAUGUUGAGAAACAAAUUGAAAAACUACAAGCCGAAGAUCAUGUUGAUAUCGAGUCGCAUCCACUUUGGAAACUAUACACUACAGAAAGCACUGUGACACCUUUCUCUCUAUUAUACACCUCAACUGCAGGUAUACCAGAAGCCAUUAUGCCUAUCACGCGAGAAAGCUUUCACCCUCCUCCACGAAUGCCGCCACUACCGCCACCGCCAAGUGGAGAAGCAUCCGUUUCCAUGAUUAGCCCCAUACCAGAUCCUCCACUUCCACCUGGAUUUUCUUACAUGGCAACUCAGCCGCUACACACUCCGACUCAUCCACCAGCUGCAUUGGACAUUGACCCUACAUAUGUUCCCAGGUCACGAAGUUCUACUGCCGUUCUAAACAUUUUCAUACGCUAUGCGCAACACGAUACUCAUUACCGAGCCAUCUAUUUGCAACGGUUCACAGUAGGUGACCUCGUAGAUAAGAUAUGCCAAAAGAUAAAUAUCAACCCAGCAAGCAUUACAGCGGUCAUCAGACUAAAGGGCCACAUCAACAUUGCUGUCGACGAUCAAGUGGUUGAGGCUAUGAGAGAAGAACAGUCCAUAGAUGUUGAUUACGACAUGAAUCCAGAUGGUAGCUUAACACUGCUUCUCAGUUAUUAAUUUGCUCCACCUAUGCGUCGAACUUGCUUAAUAUAACAUUCGCUUGAAGUACGAUAUUAGUAUAAUUUGUUACUUGCUGGUGAAAUCUGUUGGGUAUAGUGGUUGGUAAAUAAUAUUAAGCUGCUCUGUGGGUAUUCAUUUGAAAGUGACUUUUCAAAUUUUUAGUGCUACAAAUCUGAAAUAAAUAUAAGCG